CUCGUGUAGGCCAUCAUUCGAACCAUCACAAAGUUUUCCAUCGCUGUAACUAGUCACGGUCAAGGACUCAACAUAGGCAGUCUCUUCAAGAUGUAUGAUGCACGCCGUGUCCUUCACAAACUGCUGGUCAUGCUUCGAACGAUGGUUAUUAGACUUUCCAGACAGUUUUCGUACCCGUGUUUCAUUCUGCAGCGUGUCCUUAACACUUGGACUUCCAGAAUUGUGCGCUCAGGUGUUGCAUAUGAAAGUGCUAGUAGUCGCCAUGAACGCUGCGAACAACGUGGCAGUGAGUUCAAUGCUUCACCAGUAGCCAUCCUCCCAAGCCUCGACUACCCCUCCGAGUCUGGGCAUUCAGUCAGCCAGCACUCAGAACACACUCGCGCAGGGAGCUCUCUUCCUGAAGACGUUGAGUCUAACUAUGUGUCUGUGUCAAUUGUCACUUCGCUGCGGGACAGUAUCCCUCCAAUCCUGAAACCAAUGACCGCGAGUGACGUCCGUCGGUAUAGCAAAAAGUCUCAAAUUCAGAGGACAGAUACGGCCUUCAUGAUUCCAGCGGGCCAGAAAGAUUUUUUGAUUCCGGACAAAAUCGAUGCAGGCGACCUGAUCUGGGACUGCCAAAUACAUCCGCAUGGCACAUUAUACUUCUCCAGCGAACAAGUAACAUGGAGAGACCCAGAAAUGGAGACAAUCAUGGUUCAAAUAACCGUGUUCACAGAUGCCGACGUACGCAAGCAGUCGAAUUCGGAUGCAAUUGCUUCUUGUGUAAGAACACUCUUGGACCGGGCACAAAUCGCAGGUCACCUUGAAGACACCCUCACCGAGCUUACUGUUGAUUUGUCUACGAACACUCGCGGGGAGCUUGAAUGCAAGUACUAUUUUGUCGCACCUGAUCGGCGGGUUCUGUUUUGGGAAGAUGAUUUUGAGGCGAUGCAGUUAUUCGGUGAGGUCAAAGGCGUUACGAAUGGUCACAUCAAAUAUGCCAUGGAGGCAGAGUAUUGGAUGCACCGGGAGCUGUAUCCGAACGAUUGCAAGAUAACCCCUGAACUUCAUCGUGAACUGCAGGCAAUGAUCCUCCAUGCUUACACCGAUACCAUCUUUUCUGAAGUGUCGUUGGCGCCUUUCGACACUGAUGAGCUCCAGCGAGCCUUGAGCAUUGUAGAUUACUUGAAUGGCAUCGUCAACAAACCUGAUUCAACCACAAACGACCAAUAUAUAUGGGCAUAUGCUCGCUUAAUGCGAAUGUUCACUAGGGCUAGGUUUUCUAAUUUUUACGGUGAAAUAGGCGCCAGGCUAGGUACAGAUCAUACUGUUUAUGCCGAAGACAACUAUCUGGACAGAAGGCCGAUAGUCAAGCUUUUCAAUCUCGUCCUGUUUGGCUCUCCGUCCAGUCAUAUUAGAAAGAUCGAUAGCGUCUGGGUUGACCAAUCUGUCAACCGACCGCGCUGGAAAAUGUUCAUCAAUGGAUUGACGAGCGAGUGGAGUGGACUAGCAAUUUAUUCAACUGUCAUGUUAGCUGUGGACAUUAGUUUCCUCGCUGUACCUGCGAUCGGUCAACGACCUUCAGCACAGAUUGCGUUAUACAUCUCGUCACUCUGGUCCGUAGCCUCGUUGGUCGUUUCUGCUCUACUGGCGCAAAGCGGUGGGCACCAAGACAGUAUAAAUCGAGCGACUGCAUUCAUGACGCGCAUGACGCGGUCGCUCCAUGGCAAAGAGAACCUUGCCAUCAUCUUCAGCUUACCGUACGCGCUUGUCAUUUGGGGGAUGGUUUUCUUCUUCUUGGCGCUGUCGCUCGUGAUCUUCCUUUCUGCUAAUAUCACGACGUGGUGCACUGUAGGACCAGCGUGGUUACUCGUCAUCGGGUUUAUUGGCUGGCCAGUGUGGGCUGCUAGGGGCCCACAGGUCGGACGACCAACGUCCUCAUUGUGGAUCCGUAGGAAACUUGGAAUAUAUAGAACUGAUGGAGUCGCGACAGUAGAUGGGGAAGUUUUUCGUCAGUAAAAUGUCAUGAAAUGCCUAGUGUAUAUUACAUGAUAUACCAAUACGAGACUAUGUACAUAUGAAGCUUACAGACCAGGUCACAACCAGAGUCAUGUGUAG
Molecule: messenger RNA, 2097 nt
Organism: Suillus clintonianus
Lineage: Eukaryota; Fungi; Basidiomycota; Agaricomycetes; Boletales; Suillaceae
Exons: 13
Coding region: 91-1998 (635 amino acids)
Source: RefSeq, a predicted model, not a curated record